This is a messenger RNA of Phalacrocorax carbo (great cormorant), 1858 nucleotides long. NCBI's taxonomy places the organism in Eukaryota, Metazoa, Chordata, Aves, Suliformes, Phalacrocoracidae. The record is from RefSeq and is a predicted model, not a curated record.
AGCUCCGCAGCGCGGCGGCGCCGGGACCGCGGCGCAGCCCCGGGGACAGGGCUCGGCCCGGCGGCGCCGCCGCCCCCGGGACAGACGCGCCCGCGGCAAGAUGGGCGCCCUGGCCCUGGCCCUGGGGAUUUUCCACUACCUGGGGCUCUACCUGCAGCUCGGCGCCGCCUCCCGGCACCCCCAGUGGGACGCCCCGGCGGCGGGCAGCGCCCUCUUCACUGAGACCCCCCAUGACAUGACGGCCCAGGCGGGUGAGGACGUGGAGAUGGCGUGCUCCUUUCGAGGCAGUGGCUCCCCCUCCUACUCCCUUGAGAUACAGUGGUGGUACGUCCGCAACCACAAGGACUGGACGGACAAACAGGCGUGGGCUUCCAACCAGCUUAAAGCAUUGCCACAGGAGGAGCCUGCGAAGGAUGCAACAAAAAUAAGCGUGGUGAAGGUGGUCGGCAGCAACAUCUCCCACAAGCUGCGGCUGUCACAGGUGAAGCCGGCGGACGAGGGGACAUAUGAGUGCCGGGUGAUCGACUCCAGCGAUGGCAAGGCGCGGCACCACAAGGUGAAGGCAUAUCUGCGGGUAGAGGCGGCGGGGGGCGUGGGGCACCCCCAGGACACCCAGCUGCGGGGCGCCCCACUGCUGGACCCCGCCGCGCCGGGCUCAGCCCAUGCGCACCACCACCACCAUCACCACAAAGCCGGGAAGGAGCUGAAGAAGCGCUCGGUGGACGCCUCCUGUGUGCUGUAGGCAGGCAGUGCCGGGGGGAUGCCGGAGCCCCCCACCACCCUGGACUCAGUGGAGCUGGCGAGGGUCCACGCCCCCUGCCAGAGACUGGUCCCACCACCCUUUCUCACCCACUGCUCCCUCCUCCCACUGGCCGCUGCUGGCUCAGUUUCUUCCCCAGCCCUGUGGUGCAGGGGUGCCAGGGCUCGGUGUGGGAGCAGGACCGAGUCCGCGCCAGGGGUCACAUCGCUGGGACCAUGCCUGGGCCAUACACCCACACAUGGUGGUCCCCAUCCCCACUGGCCCUGUGUGGGCAGGUACCCCACUGCUUGCUGCCACCCACGGUGCCAUGGGCCGCGUUGUGCCCCAGCUUUAUGUGCCCGGCGGAGGCACCCCCUGCCCGCAGGACCCUCCCUGCCUUCCCUAGUGCUUUGCAGAACCAACAGUCCGUUCCCGUAGGAGGCCCAGUUUAGUUGCUCUGUUCCAGCCCCGCAGUGCGUAUAUAAGUUCUAGCAUCCAUCUUACAGACCGUGUAUAUUGCCCCUCCCUGCCCCUGCCUUCCCCAAAGCCGCCCCAGCAUGUCAAGGCCUGAGCUCAGUGGCGGAAGGACGGCACGGCAUGGCAUGCUCCCGGCACACUCCGGCACACUCCCCAGCACAGCUGUGGUGCUGCGCGUUGUGCUGCGGCUUCACCCAGCCAGGCAGCUGCCUGUGGCCCAUGUGUGCCCGGGGAGCCGUGCUGUUGGGCCUGGCUUGCUUUCACCCAUUGGUCCUCCUGGCCCUUUGCAUUUCAUGGAGGACAGAAGGCUCGGCUGUCAGCCCCAGCUGCCCUCUCUCCACCCCGGCCGCCCGUGCCAGCGCAGCUCUCGGCCCCCACUCGUGGCCAAGCUCCCCUUCCUCCACGGCACCGCGCUGCCCUGGACAGGGUCCGGCUCAUGGGCUCCUGCAUCACAGUGCAAAUGGCAGAGCCCAUCCCCAAUGCCCCCAGGGGUAAACACCGCUGCUGGGGACAGGGCCACAGGGAGGGAGAGGGGGGUCCCAGGCCUCCCCAUCCGGGUGCCAGGCGCUGCUCCCCUGCCGCCGCUCACCCACGCCGCCAAGCCUGCCGCCACCAGACCUGCUGCAGCUAAUAAAGCUCUUU